This is a messenger RNA of Lactuca virosa, 270 nucleotides long. The record is from the annotation of a GenBank genome assembly. Lineage: Eukaryota; Viridiplantae; Streptophyta; Magnoliopsida; Asterales; Asteraceae.
AUGGAAGUUGACAAAAACGGUGGUAAAGAUGGGCAUGAAACUAAAGAGGAUCGGUUAUUGGAGAAGGUAACAUUUGACAUAUGCUUUUACAUCUAUAUAGGUUCAGAGCUCAUGGAGCUUAAACAGGUUCAACAGUUGCUAAGUUUAGAAACUGGAAGUGAUGGAAAAGGUGCAAAAUCUGAAAAGGAAAAGAAUGUUGAGAAUUUAUCCGAUGGAAGUUAUGAUGAGAUCAAGAGUUUUCAGGGUUCGAGUGUGAGCAAGGCUGCAUAA